CCGAUUAGGAAAAAAAUUAUUUCGAAGAAUAAAAAUAUAAAAUUCAGCCUUUAUUAGCCAUUUACGCUUGCGGCCAGCAGGCGUCGUGAUUUUCCUUCUGUCAUUUAGCAGAGUCUUCUGUUUCCAAGUUCCGACAAGAGGGGCGUAGGAGUAUAUUAUUUCUAUUAAUUUUAGGAAGAACCAAAUAGGAAGCUGAUACUGAACACAGGGUAAUUCAUUCAAGAGCUUUAAUGGCGUUUCCUUGUGAAGACGAUACCCAUAUCUCUUAUAAACAAAAAACUCAUUCACUUCCUAGCUGUAACUCUUAAUGCAUUAAAUCCUUUUUGUAUAAAGCUCUCAUGAACAACCCCAUACCUUUGCAUUUUCUGCUGCAACCUCCCAUGGCGUAGGAAGCAGGAAACCCGAUUUGGGUUUGACGUUUCUUCUCUAUUUGUAACAAUGUCCAGACGAAGAAAAGUAGCAGAUGUAUCAAAAUGGAGAGAGGGACAGAGGAGAAGCCCGCGAAUUUCAGCACUAGAUGCGUUUAAGGCCCAACAAUCGAGGCGCGUGUGUGCUACGCCAAAGCCAAAGAGGCAUCAUCACUCUCGCUCUCAGCCUAAAGGACCAGCCUCCCGUACCAGAGCUAGGAAAAAGCGAAAGCUGAAGCCUCUUGAAGAUGUGGAAGCUCAAUCUCCCCAGGGUGGUGAAGAACCAAAUCAGGAAGAUCAUCAGGGUAACAACAAUCAACUAUUUUCAGUGGACCAGGAUAUUCCUAAACAUGAAGAUGAUGAUGCUACCCGACUUGCAGAGCAAUCAUUUACUACGCAAUCUACCUCAUGGAUGCGAAGAAAGCGUGUACUUGAGCUUAUCCUUGACAUUCUACAGAGGAGAGACACAUACGAGAUAUUUGCUGAACCAGUUGAUCCUGACGAGGUCGAGGACUACUAUGAGAUCAUCAAAGAACCCAUGGACUUUGGCACCAUGAGAGCUAAACUUCAUGAAGGAAUGUAUUCAAGUCUUGAACAAUUUGAGCAUGAUGCAUUUUUAAUAUCCAAAAAUGCUAUGCACUUUAAUUCCUCAUCUACCAUUUACUUCAGGCAGGCGCGUGCCAUACAUGAACUUGCGAAAAAGGUUUUCCAUGCUCUUAAAAUGGAUCCAGAAAACUUUGAAUCUGAAUUUUCAGAAACAAGGCGAAAAAAUGGUAGGAUGCGCCCUGGUGAAGCUCGAAGGUCAUUAAAUUACUCAACUCCAAAACUUCCUACAAAUAUGAGAUUCAAUAGCUUGGUGACUAAUGAAUCAUCAAAAAGCAUGCUAUGUUCAUCAAGUGGUUCGAUAAAUGUCAGGAGAGGUCCUAAAGGGAAUCUUGAGUGCUCUGCUAGUGCAACGUAUUUUAAUACAAGAGAUUAUGAAAUGCUUUCUGGUAUGAAAGAUGGUAGAAGAGCCAGUUCUUCUCGGGCAGAUCGACGGUCAACCUAUAUACCUUGGACAUCCUUCCUCAACAAGACUAAGUCAGCUACUUCAACAAUUUGUGAUGCCUCAAAAUCACUAAUACAUGUGAAUUUGGAGGAGUUUCGUUAUAAAGAAAGCUUAAUGCUAUUCGUUAAAGAUUUAGGACCAACAGUCCAAAUGAUUGCAAAACGAAAAUUAUCACUCGCUUCCUUGCAUUCUACAAAUCCAGGUUCAAAGUGCGGGUUUGAGGCUGACAAGUGUGAAAAUGCUAUCACAUUAGGCUGUGUCCAAAAGAAACACAAGAACCCAGAUGUGGUGCAAGAUUUGGGGAAUGGGAUUCAUAACUUGGUGAGAAAUGUUGGUUAUGAAAGAAGGCAAUGUGAUUUGGAGACAAGAGAGAAAGAGUAUAAAUGUGUCAGCAUUUGUUCAGGCGUAACGGUAGGUGGUAGCGAUGAAAAUGAAAUUGGUGGUGUGGGUAAUAAUAUUUACGAGAACAGAACGAGCGGUGGACUUGAGUUGGGUUUUGCAUCGUUUUGUGGUGGGAGAGAAUUGAAAUUUUCAGGGAAGGAAUCAUGGAGAAUGAAAAUGGGAAAAGAAAAGAUUGAGGAAAUGGGAGAAGAUGAAAACAGGGGAUUCAUUUUUGAUCUGCCAUAUUUGAAGACAAGACUGGAUGAGAUUAAUAAAAACUGUCAAGAGUUAUCAUUAGAUAAGCACCACAGGGAUGUGGCUCUUCACCUGUAAAACACUUCUUUAACGCUUAUGCAUAUUACU
Molecule: messenger RNA, 2199 nt
Organism: Carica papaya (papaya)
Lineage: Eukaryota; Viridiplantae; Streptophyta; Magnoliopsida; Brassicales; Caricaceae
Molecular function (GO): protein binding
Source: RefSeq, a predicted model, not a curated record